Molecule: messenger RNA, 2488 nt
Organism: Tetranychus urticae (two-spotted spider mite)
Lineage: Eukaryota; Metazoa; Arthropoda; Arachnida; Trombidiformes; Tetranychidae
Gene: alpha-Man-Ib
Product: alpha-Mannosidase class I b
Biological process (GO): carbohydrate metabolic process; mannose trimming involved in glycoprotein ERAD pathway
Cellular component (GO): endoplasmic reticulum; membrane
Molecular function (GO): mannosyl-oligosaccharide 1,2-alpha-mannosidase activity; calcium ion binding
Source: RefSeq, a predicted model, not a curated record
AUAUUAAAACCAGCUGAUUGUGCAGUUCUUUUGGUUUGCUUUUUCCAAGAUGCAAACCUAAAAUGAAACUGUUCUUUUGAUUAUUUAAAUUGUUGUUUAAUUGAUUAAUAUGAUUUAAUAUUUUUUUAAUAGUUAACUAUCAAAGUGCUCAAAAAGAAACUGAUCAUUCUUCAAUUUUCAAUCCAAACAAGAUUACUAUCACCAGAUAAAUUCACUAUAUCUUUUGUCUCUGUAUAUCAGCUCAAUAUUGGAUCUUGUUUUCCAAUGCAAAAGCAUUUGACAACGUUUGAUAUUUUAAAUGUUUCAUGUUGAACAGCUCAUAUUCUCAUCAUUUGCCGUGUUUUUUCAAUAUCAACAAUUUAAAUUUUUCUUUUGUUUUUAGUGAAAUAGCAUUUUAAAUAACCACCUUAAUCCUUUCAUUUGUGGAUUAACGUUUUACAUUUCUUCUGUGAUACAAGAGUCAAGACUUGAGCUGCCAUAAAACGCAUUUUAAUGUAGCAAAAAUGACUAGUGAAGUAGAAAACUUCAUAAAUGACCCUGAAAUUGGAUCAAAGUCCAGUCUGUCGUUUAAGUCAAAUAGGAUCAAAUUACUUCGGUUAUGGCGACCAUUACCUCGUUUUGUGAAAAUAUUUUUGGCCAUUGUACUUUUAUCUGUUUCAUUUAUGAGCUGUCUUCUUAUGGUAUGGCCAGAUUUUAUCAAAAACACUAUACCUGGAAAAGAGUUACCCUUCAAAAUUAACGAAGAGCUGGAUGUACAAAAAUCUGUGAUAUUCUCUCCUCAACAACUACCCCGGCCUGUCAACUCAAAACAAAAUUCUUAUAGCGCUGAUAUUGCCAUUAAUCCGUUGUCUCCUAAAUCAAUUCAAGCACCUUCUUCAUUAACAUCUCAGUCUUCACCAUCCUUACCCCAUCAAUACCCAACAUUUGUGAAAGUUGAAGGUGAUUUUACAUUAGACGAUAUUAGUUGGGAACGAGAUAUACUUAAUAGCGAGGUGCCUAUUAAUGAUCAACAAAAAGAAAUUAUAACUGCUACUUUACAUUCAUGGGAGGGUUAUCGAAAAUAUGCUUGGGGUUUUGAUACUUUGAAACCAAUUUCACGCACUAGCUCAACUUGGUUUGGUGUUGGUUUGACAAUCAUUGAUUCACUAGAUACGUUGUUGUUAAUGGGAUUAGAAAAAGAAUUUAAAGAAGCUCUUGAUUGGAUCGAUAAAGAUCUAAACUUUCAUACUAAUACAGAUGUCAAUUGUUUUGAAAUGACCAUCAGGGUUCUUGGUGGUCUAUUAUCAUCAUAUCAUUUAACAAGAAGUGCAACUUUGUUAACAAAAGCUCUGGAUGUUGGUGAUCGAUUGAUUCAUUGUUUUGAUUCGCCAUCAGGUGUUAUUCCUUACAGUGAUGUCAAUCUUUACACAAAAUCCCCAAAAUCUCCAGUCUGGUCCCAAGACUCUAGUACUUCAGAAGUUAGUACAAUGCAAUUAGAGUUUCGUGAUUUGUCUCGAAUCACAAAACAAUCAAUUUAUGAAGAAACCUCUUUCAAAACUUCUGAACAUCUUCACUCAAUAACUUCAGAUGAUCCUUUAGUUCCUAUGUUUAUUAAUCCUACUAAUGGACGUUUCUCACCUUCGACUAUCACUCUUGGAGCCAGAGGCGAUUCAUAUUAUGAAUAUUUGUUAAAGCAAUAUUUACAAACCGGUGUUGAAUGGUUAAAAGAUGAUUAUAUGAAAGCAGUUGACGCAAUAAGAAAUCGUUUAACGAGAGUUACUCAAGGGCCAAAACAAUUAACGUUCAUCGGUGAAUUAUUACGCCGUGAAAAUUCCGGUGUUCACCCGAAAAUGGACCAUCUUGUGUGUUUCUUGCCUGGUACAUUAGCUUUAGGUCAUCAUCAUUUGUUGAAAACAAAUGCAUAUGCUGAUGAUUAUACUAUGAAAGGUAAAGUGGAACAGCAUAUGGAACUAGCAUUGGAAUUGGCUCGAACUUGUCAAUUUAUGUACAAUUUAACUGCGACAGGCUUAUCGCCAGAGAUUGCUUAUUUUGCUGAAAAUCCAUCUCAGGAUGAAGAUGAGUUUCAAAUUCGUCCUGCGGAUACUCAUAACCUUCUUCGCCCUGAACAUGUUGAAUCUCUGUUUUACCUUUAUCAUCUUACUAAGGAUAAAAAAUAUCGUGAUCAAGGCUGGCAGAUUUUCCAGUCUUUCAAUAAAUAUUGUAAAGUUCCUUCUGGUGGAUACACGAGUAUUGGAAAUGUUAGAGAUCCUAAACAUGUUCGUCCGAAAGAUAAUCAAGAAUCGUUUUGGUUGGCUGAAACUUUGAAAUAUUUAUAUCUGUUGUUCAGUGAUGAUGAACAAUUAAUUCACAAAAUUUUAAAUCAUUAUAUUUUCAACACUGAAGGUCAUCUUGUUAAGAGAUAUCAAUAUCCAACUCCUCGAGAAGGCUCGCCUUAGAACCUUCAUAAUGCUCUAAUAUUACAUUAAAAGCGUCUUUAGCAAUUCUUUUA